GUGAGGACGCACGCGGCAUCACCGUCUCCUAGGAGCGGUCCGGGACACCGGUUUCAAAGUCGCUGGGCGGGCCGUUUGGACUUCCGCUCUGGCCCCGCACCCUGAAGUCGCCACUCCCUCCACGAGGGACCCCACCACCGGGCUGCCCGCCGGCGCCCUCCGCGCUCUGGAAGGUGGCCCGACGCGACCCCGAGUGACCCGUUGGACGCCUGUACCCACCCGCGUCCCGUCCCACCCGGCUGAGAUUCGUGUGAACGCGGGACAGAAUGCACUUGGCGGGUCCCCAGCAAACCUGAAAGCUGAAGUCUCUUUCCCGAGCGAGGAGGGACUCGGCUGGGACUCGGGAGGAGGCGCGGCCCCCGUGGGCGCCGCGGGAGUCGGGUGCAGAUUACAAGGCUGGGCAACGUCCGGAGCGGCGCCCUAGGUUUGUCUUCCCGCACACGAGUCCUGUGUCUUUUUGAGGAAAGUAACGGUGGUGAAUGCUCCAAACUCAGAUUUCAUCCCAAUGGCCGCAGAAAUGGACCCACUGAGAGAGAAAACUCAAAGACUAAACGAAGUUCUCAGGCAGUGUCAAAUGGAAAAUGUUUCUAAAUAUUCAACAAUGCAGAAAGCUGCCUUCAAAGGAGAGGGAGGUGACAUAUUAGGAAACUCAGUAGUUGACCAAAGUUUUUCAGCACCUCUUAUUACUGAGUAUGAUAAGCAUCUGGAAGAGCUAAAUGGGCAGGUGAAAUAUUAUCAGAAACAAGUGGGUGAGAUGAAACUACAACUUGAAAGUGUCAUCAAGGAAAAUGAAAGGUUGCACAGUGAAUUAAAAGAUGCUGUUGUAAAACAGUUGGAGGCCCUUCCCUUUGGCACAGAGAUGGGAAAUGAUAUAUACAUAGAUGAUGAAACAGUCAGGAAUCUUCAAGAACAGUUACAACUAGCCAAUAAAGAAAAAAAUUAUGUUUUGGAACUCUGGCAGAAUGUUUCUCAGGAGUUGGACAAAGUGAAGAAAAUUUACCAGGAGAAUAAGGCCCAAAUUCAAGUAAUUGAAGGAAGAAAACAAAAGGUCAACACUCAAUCACUGAGCCACACUUACCAGAAUCAGCUGUCCAAUUCUCAUCAACUGAACGAGCAACUUUAUGUUAAUUCUGAGAGCAUAGAAAUGGAUAACCAACACUUGCUGAAAACAGUAACUGAACAAAGUGUGGAAAUCGAGAAACUCCGAAAACAACUUAGGCAAGCCAAGUUAGAUAUGAGAGUUGCAGUUGCAAAAGUGGAACAGUUAACUAAAGUGACUGAAGAUUUUCAAGGAGAGAUGCAGAAGAAGGAGGAGGAUAUGGUGUCUUCCCAAAGAAGAGAGGACGCAUCAGAUAGGCGUUUACAGCAGUUGCAAUCUAGUAUAAAACAAUUAGAAACAAGAUUAUGUGUGACAGUCCAAGAAGCCACCCAAUUAAGAGCAGAUAAAACGCAUUUGGAAAAACAGACCAGAGAGUUACAAGCAAAGUACAAUGAAUUAGAAAAUGAGAGAUAUGAAGCUGUUGUAACCGCCAGAAAUAGCAUGCAACUCUUAGAAGAAGCUAACCUGCAAAAAAACCAGGCUCUGCUUGAGGAGAAGCAAAAAGAAGAAGAUAUAGAGAAAAUAAAAAAAUCAUUUUCUCAGUUAAUGCAAGAGGCUGCCACAAGAGCCAAGAAGGAAAUUUUCAAUACAAGAAAACAAUAUCAUGUACAGAUUUCUCAACUAACAGAAGAACUGUCAGUCCUUCAGAUGGAGUGUGCCGAAAAACAAGGUCAAAUUGAACGAGUCAUUAAGGAGAAAAAAGCAGUGGAAGAAGAACUAGAAAAGGUUUACCGUGAAGGCAAAGUAAACGAAAACCAUUACAGAAAACUGGAAGAAAUGCACCAAAGAUGCCUGGUUGCAGAGUGUUCAAAAGAUGAUCUUCAGCUAAGACUUAAGACAGCAGAAAAUAAACUGAAACAACUUGAAAUAAAUUCCUCAGAAGAGAUAUCACGUUGCCAAGAAAUGAUUCAGAAACUUCAAAAUGCCCUGGAGUCUGAGAGAGAGAACUGUGGCUUCGUCAGUGAACAAAGGCUAAAACUUCAGCAAGAAAAUGAACAGUUACAGAAGGAGACCGAGGAUUUAAGAAAGAUGGCUCUCGAGGCUCAAAAAAAAGCAAAAUUAAAGAUCAGUGCAAUGGAACAUGAAUUUUCUGUAAAAGAGCACGGGUUUGAAGUUCAGCUGAGAGAGAUGGAAGAUAGUAACCGCAACUCCACUGUUGAACUGAGGCAUCUCUUAGCAACGCAGCAGAAAGCAGCCAAUAGGUGGAAAGAAGAAACGAAGAGAGCUACUGAAAGUGCCGAAAUGAGGAUCAGUAACCUGAAGAGUGAGCUGAGUCGGCAGAAACUUCAUACCCAAGAGCUGCUUUCUCAGCUGGAAAUGGCAAAUGAAAAGGUAGCUGAGAGUGAAAAGUUAAUUCUUGAGCAUCAAGAAAAAGCCAACAGACUCCAGAGGCGCCUCAGUCAGGCGGAGCAGAGAGCCGCGUCCGCUUCUCAGCAGCUCAGUGUGGUUACAGUGCAGAGAAGAAAAGCAGCCUCCAUGAUGAACCUGGAAAAUAUCUAAAAAGGCCCGUAGUUCACCCCAGCCUUAGAGGGGAAGCUGCUGCACUAGGAGGUUGAAUGGGAAAGCCUGUCGAGAAGGGCAAAGGCCCUGCCCCUGGCACGCGCAUUUGCCAUUGUUUUGGGGGGUUAUUGGGAAGCAGGACAGUGGCAGCUUCCUGGGAGUAAAGGAAACAUAACCGGCACGGGCUUCAGUGGAGAAUAAAGCAGCUGAGAAGACUCAUUGCCUCCGCCAGUGUGUCUAUUGUCUCCCCUCCACCCCCAUCCUCUGGAAGAGCAUAAUAACUUCUAGGCCGGUGAUGGCGAACCUAUGACACGCGUGUCAGAGGUGACACACGAACUCAU
This is a messenger RNA of Myotis brandtii (Brandt's bat), 2940 nucleotides long. RefSeq names its product sodium channel and clathrin linker 1 (gene SCLT1). The transcript is spliced from 22 exons. Bases 506 to 2599 code for a protein of 697 amino acids. Gene Ontology annotation, cellular component: centriole. Gene Ontology annotation, biological process: clustering of voltage-gated sodium channels; cilium assembly. NCBI's taxonomy places the organism in Eukaryota, Metazoa, Chordata, Mammalia, Chiroptera, Vespertilionidae. The record is from RefSeq and is a predicted model, not a curated record.